This is a messenger RNA of Populus euphratica (Euphrates poplar), 894 nucleotides long. Its product is annotated as methanol O-anthraniloyltransferase-like. The record is from RefSeq and is a predicted model, not a curated record. NCBI's taxonomy places the organism in Eukaryota, Viridiplantae, Streptophyta, Magnoliopsida, Malpighiales, Salicaceae.
UUACCGUCCAUAUAUCAUGGCAUCAUCCUCGUCGUCUCCGCUAAGAUUUUUCGUCAAACGUCGUGAGCCACAGCUGAUUGUGCCAUCAAAGCCAACACCUCAUGAAAUAAAACAACUCUCAGAUAUAGAUGACCAGCAAGGUCUUCGUAUCCAUUUCCCUUUUGUAAUGUUCUAUCGUAGCCAUCCUUCCAUGAAAGGAGAAGACGCCGUGAAGGUUAUCAAAGAAGCAUUAGGCAAAGCACUUGUGUUUUACUACCCCUUUGCCGGUAGGAUUAUAGAAGGGCCACCUCGAGUGACUUGUGUGCACCAUGAGUACGACCAGCUAACGCACACAGAAGCCUCCAUAGUCAUGACUUUGCAGGAGCAUGAGAAAGAUAUGGUCCAUCGCUCCUCCUUUUUUGGCCCUCGUGAAUUGAAAUCAAUAAGAACAAUUCCACCCCACCUUAAAAAAUGCUCGAACUUUGAGGUGCUGGCUUCAUUUUUAUGGAGAUCUCGGACAAUUGCUCUUCAACUUGACCCCAAGGAGGUUGUUCGUUUAUCAGUCAUUGUCAACGUACGUGGAAAGCAAGGCCUAAAAGUUCCUAGUGGAUACUACGGCAAUGCUUUCGCUUACCCAACUGCCAUCUCAAAGGCUGGACUCUUGUGUCAGAGCCCAUUGGGAUAUGCACUUGAGCUAGUGACGAGACUGAAGACCCAGAUGAACGAAGAAUACAUUAAAUCAGUUGCAGACCUUCUGGUGUUAAAAGGGAGACCACAUUAUACAACAGUUGGGAACUUCCUUAUUGCUGAUGUCACUCGUCUUGGACUUGGAGAUAUUGAUUUUGGAUGGGGAAAGGCUGUUUACGGGUUCUAAUUGGAGCUCGGCCUUGUGCUAGCUACCAUGUCGGUGGAUUC